CACACGGGCAUAUUAUGUAGUUAUGCCAGCUGCCUUUCCUAAUAACGGUGAAAGGUUGGCUGUGUAUUUGUGCUGAAUGAGCAAGCUGUAGGUUUAUGGCUUAAUAAAAUUAGCAAAAGACGGACAUUUUUUCCAAAACAAUCGCACUUUAACCAGUUUGCUAAUGCAGCACUGCCAACCAACAGCAAAAGUGCAGAGUUCAACACCCUCCCUUUCGGCAGUUUAUUGGUAGCUAUCAUUCCCAACCGUUCGUAGCUUGUGGCACAACACAGCGGUGACGCGCACCACCAGCAGCAAGCACUGCAAACGUCCUUGGCUACUGAGUAAGAAACGAACUUCCAUUCGCAGUUUUUGCCGUAUAUUUCUUCACUAUGGCGACCGGCGACAGACCCUUCAAGGUGGUUGUCUUUGGGGCUUCGGGCUUUACUGGCCAGUUUGUGGUAGAAGAGGUAGCUCGAGCAGCAGACAAAGACGCCUUCAAAUGGGCUGUAGCAGGCAGAAAUAAAGAGAAACUACAGCAAGUCCUACAACAAGCGUCUGAGACUCUAGUAAGUACAUACAGGUUUUUUGGAGAGCCUGUUGUGAAAGCUUGCAUUGAAAAUGGAGCUAACCACAUUGAUAUCAGCGGUGAACCACAGUUUCUAGAAAGUAUGGCAAUGAAAUACGACAGUCAGGCUGCUGAUAAGGGAGUGUAUGUAAUUGGCAGCUGUGGCUUUGAUUCCAUUCCAGCAGAUAUGGGUGUGCUGUUUACAAAGAACGAGUUGAAAGGGAACUUAACUGCUGUUGAAAGUUUCUUAUCAUUCAACUCAGGACCCGAGAGUGGAAGCAUUCAUGAUGGUACUUGGCAGUCAGCAGUCCAUGGCAUAGCUGAUCAGGAAAAUCUGAAAAAGCUGAGGAAACAAAUUGGACAGAAACCUCUUCCAGUAGUUGGAGCAAAACUUAAAAGAAGAGGAGCAUUGUUUUACAGUAAUGAACUGAAGCAGUACGCUGUUCCUUUUAUGGGAUCUGAUCCAUCUGUGGUAAAACGGACGCAACGUUAUUUGCAUGAAAAUUUGCAAGAAAGUCCAACACAGUAUGGUGCCUAUGUAGGUGUGGGCGGUGUCCCCUCUGUUGUAAAGCUGAUGUUUGCAGGCUUGAUCUUUUGGAUUUUAGCCAAGUUCAGCUUUGGAAGAAAACUCCUCAUCACAUUUCCAGAAUUCUUCUCAUUUGGACAUUUCACAAAGCAAGGACCAUCAAGAAAGCAGGUAUGGACUAAUGCAGUGUGA
Messenger RNA from Protopterus annectens (West African lungfish), 1265 nucleotides. RefSeq names its product saccharopine dehydrogenase (putative) (gene SCCPDH). Gene Ontology annotation, cellular component: plasma membrane; mitochondrion; lipid droplet. The transcript is spliced from 8 exons. Gene Ontology annotation, biological process: glycolipid biosynthetic process. The coding region runs from base 372 to 1265 and encodes 297 amino acids. The record is from RefSeq and is a predicted model, not a curated record. NCBI's taxonomy places the organism in Eukaryota, Metazoa, Chordata, Ceratodontiformes, Protopteridae.